Messenger RNA from Aphanomyces astaci, 1793 nucleotides. RefSeq lists its product as hypothetical. Lineage: Eukaryota; Oomycota; Saprolegniomycetes; Saprolegniales; Verrucalvaceae. The transcript has 4 exons. The record is from RefSeq and is a predicted model, not a curated record. The coding region runs from base 23 to 1699 and encodes 558 amino acids.
CACAGUUCCACCUCCAUUGAAGAUGGCGGCGACACCAGUGCCCUCACGAGUGGGGAAUCGCAUCCGAAGCUGUGGAUCUGGGGUAGUCUCGACAAGCUUCCUGACCAUUGCUGCCGCCAGAGCCGUGGGUUCCAGCCUCCGAUGGUUGCUUUACUCUAGCCAAGUUGACGACGAUGUGAUGGCUGUUGGGAGUACAGUCGCAUCUGCUCUUGAAUGGACGUUUCUGCUGCUCGCACAGACGCUUCUGGUGGUGAUCAGUCUUGCGUGUGUCUUGUACUUGCUGUUUCUCCUGCCUCAGCAAGUACCUUCGCAAUCCCCGUCCAUCCGAGUGUCCAUUGCCCUCCGCGUCUGCCGCCUCGAGUCCAUCGCACUGGUCGCCGUCCUGGGUGUCACAUCGUUCGUGUGGAAUGCUCUCUUCGGCUACCUCGUUUCCCAGGAAUUCCUCGUGUCAAAUCUCGGGACCGUCUUGACCCAAGCUAGUCUUCUCACGGCGUACGUCGCCUUUGCGCCGCACCAUCUCCUCGCACAUCGUCCCAUCGUGAGCGAUCCGGUCGUGUCGUUGCUUGCAAGUUUCCCGUUCGUCCUCGUCCGCACGGCGCAGUCUGCCGCGCUCUCGGCCGUCGCGAUCCUCUUUAGCUCCACGGACCUCCCGUUUUCAGCCCUACUCACGCUGGUCGCAUCCUCGACCAGUCUAUUUUUCGUCUACUUUACGACCGCCAAGGCAUUUUCGUGCCUGUUUUUGCGAACAGCGUAUAGCUGGGAAGGUGCACCUGGGUGUGCACCCACGUGGCUCGAGCUGCAGCACCCAGCGGUGACGUGCACCGAGUGCACCAAGCACGUGCCUUCGCCAUCCAUCGCGCCGAGGCUAACGCCGUCCGAGCUGUCAAGUCUGCGCUCGCGUCCAUCGGCCAACUACAUUGCGUUUCUCCAGGCCAGAACGUCGUCACAUCCUGGCACGACGAUCCAGCCGCACCUCGUGCUGCCGUCCACCCGGUCGUUUGAGUUCUGGAACUUCCAGUUCCAAGCGCUCGACUUGCAUCUUGCGGCCGCCAGCGGCAACAGCUCGGCUUUCUUUGCCUCCGAAACGGUGUGGCUCCAAGUGUUUUCCGUCGCCACGGCCACCAUCGACGGCUUCGCGUACACAUGGCGCGCUCUGAGCGCCUGGAAAGUACAACCAACGAACGCCCAGCCUUCGGGUUUAAUUCACGUGACGUGGCAGAUCCUCACGAGUGACCAGCCGUCGCCCUCGACGUUUCUGCAGCAGAUCACAGCCUCGCCCAUGUUACAUGCGUUUGUGGCUACGGGGGGACUCCACGCCGCCUUGCCAUCUCCAUGGACGUGGCCACAAAAGUUAAUGGCAAACUCGUUGUGGCACAUCACACUGGCCACGGUCUUGCUCUCGUCCAAGGCGGUGGUGCACUCUGUGGACGCGUUGGCAACGGCAGUGUGUACAUCGUUCACCAAAGAUAAGCAAGGUGUUGUCCAGGUAACACUGCCAGCCAUCUUGUACUCGCUGGCGUCGUGUCGAGUUGCGUGUGAAGCAUUGAGGGUACCACAAAGCGAAGAGUACGAAGCCAUAGUCUACGCGUUGGAUUCAGCAUUGCAAAAGAUCACGGGCGUGUUUGGCCAUGUCCUGCCAGAACUCACGCACGAGUUGCCCGUGGCACUGGCGACCAAAGUGACUAGUUAUGCCAAGUAAUCAAGCAUGUUGAUUCGUCAUCACGGAUGUCGUCAGCAUUCGCUGGCGUGGCCACGUAGUAGCGACCGAAAUACACAGUAAUACAUAUACUUCG